Messenger RNA from Chara braunii, 1474 nucleotides. The record is from the annotation of a GenBank genome assembly. Lineage: Eukaryota; Viridiplantae; Streptophyta; Charophyceae; Charales; Characeae.
ACAAUGUAUGCCCCUGCUGGUUCAACAGUUAUCAGUCCACUGACGAGCAUCGUUCAGAUGCUUAUUGACGAAUACGAGCAGCCAAUAGCAACAGCAGAAGACAUGGUGAAGAAGAGCUUUAACAUUCCAGUACAGUUUGAUAUUUUGCAUCGCGACCCGUAUCUAUGGACAUUGAGAGGGGACAAAACAGCUUUUCGUGCCGCCGUUGCUGCCGCCCAAGUCGCGAAUGUAGUUAAACUGUUGGCGGUGUAUUUUCAGGCCCUUUACACUGUUCCGACACAAGCUGGAGACCUCGAACCAUUAUCAACUGGCCAGGUUUCCCUGACAAUUUUGAGAGUGAUGGCAGUCCAGAUUUACAAGGCUCAUUACAGGGCUUCUGAAAUCCUUGCGGAUAUGCCGCUUCCUACCCUACCAAUUGCUAUCCCAACGGUCUUUAAAGAAGUCCCAAACGGUACAUUUAUUCUGGAUAAGCAGAAUAUUCCUCUGCCUUCCCCUGCUGGACCUGAUACAAGUGUUAACAUCUCAUCCACGAAGCCAUGGAUGCCAGGCACAGUAGGAGGGCGAGACUUCAAUGCGACUCCACAGACUGAUCCAUCAACUUUUAUUUUCCACAAAGCUUCAACCGACAAUGCGUUCGAUGUCACAACUGUGGGUACAGUGAAGGAAGUAGCUUCCGACGCUUAUGACAGUCUACAGGUCGAUGGACUGCUUAAGUUAAGCGAUUUGCGACCCAGCACGGACGUCACGGAAGCUGUCGCUUCAACUGCAACAGGCUUCAACACCAUCCUGAAUGACAUGGCAGCAUUGCCUACCAGCAUAUCACCUCCUGCUCCUCCUCCACCUCCCUCUGGGUCAGGCUCCGAUUCUCUCCUUUCGCCUCCAUUACCGCCUUCGACCACCGUCAUGCCACCUUCCGACAUGAUAGAGAAGCUUGCCAAAGUCGUCAUCACGACGUACCAUCCUACCGUGGUGAACUCCAUUGAACAGGUCGCGGAGGGGAAGAGCUCUGUGCAGCAGUAUAAAACAUCGAUGACCACGACCCAGCUGAACCAGUUGAUAUCAACGGCUUCCGUUCCCAACAGCUUUGAACUUCCAGAUCCUCAAUCGCCGGACUCAGUGGAAGAGGGAGUUACCAAUGGAGUGCCCCUUUCAGGGGGUGAGCCGUCUCCAGGAGGUGGUCCUAAGUCGUCUCCGUCGGGUAUCACGUCGAAGCAAAAGCGGACCAUACUAUUGGGUGUGGUGAUUAGCAUUGGGGUAUCGUUGCUGGCAUCGGUCGCGAUAUGCAUCUACCGCGGUAGCCGGAAAACAGCAACGGCAGUUGAAAUCCAACCCGAAGUUGAGAUCCAACCCGCACCCCCAAGAUAACCUAAGGCUCGAUGCCGCCUUGGCAAACCACUUGGAGCAGAAGGACCGAUCUGAUUCAAUGAGAUACAUGUCCGCUUGGGCUACCUGACCCGGGGAAACAUACUUUGUC